Molecule: messenger RNA, 1516 nt
Organism: Misgurnus anguillicaudatus (oriental weatherfish)
Lineage: Eukaryota; Metazoa; Chordata; Actinopteri; Cypriniformes; Cobitidae
Source: RefSeq, a predicted model, not a curated record
UUUGAUAAAGGUGACCUACACAAUCCACUUAAAGUUGCACCAUCUUUCCACUUCUGGCCGCCGUGGAUAGGCCGAAGCACAUGCAAGUCAAACCGUGUUCUUAAUACUGAGUUUGAAAAAGUGCGUCUGCCAAAACCAGCUGAGGUCUGCGAAUUAACAGUUUCUGAAGACCGCCUAACAGAGGAGCUGUACAAGCAGAAGGUUCAAGUUGUUAGGAAAUUAUGCAGGGAGUGUGGGUUGGAUUCCUCUUGAGACUGUCGAAUGAAUUAAAGUCAAGGCACACUUAUGACAAGGUCUUCUAAAGGAUUUGGGCUGCGUCAGAUCUUGCUCAGGAAAUUGAUCCUGGGAGCUGGACUGAGACUGGGCAUGAUAUUGUGGGCUUGCCACGCCAGAUCUGUGGAAAUUACUGUGGGAUUUUUAUGCUUAUGUAUACACUCUCCAUUGUGACAGACACAUGGUUUGAAUUCCAGGAGAUGGACAUGCCUUUGAUUCGGUAGUGGUGGUGUCUUCUUCUUAUGGAGCGUUUUAAAAUUGAUGGGCAUGGCCAGAGGUUUGCCUUCUGGACUGAUGAGGCCAGAAGCUUGUUACAGGGAACCCUUCAGCCAAUAUACAGAAUGCCAAGAAAGCGUGCCAUCACUGAGGAAAUUCCAGUCUUUGACCGCACUGCAGAGGAAAAGAGACUGGUGGAUUAUAUUGUACAGUCACCAGGGGAUGAACAGCAUUUGGUGGUACUUAGACAUAUUCAUCAUUACAUACUCACAGAUGUACUUAAUGGGAAGACUUCAAAGUGGUAUCCUCCGAAGUCCUUUCGCCAGGUGCCUGUCUACCUUGACAGUGAAGAACAACAGGACAACCUUUGUGCUUUUCUGAAGUGUGUUCUAUAUAAAACACAUACGAAACUGAGCUUCACAGAUGAAGUGCAGUUAAUCUGUGAUGUUUUAUUUCCAGAGGCCAUCAUAUAUGGCCUGGCUGGGCUUCAGAAUGUGUCUCUGCAGGACGCUGAGCAGGCCUUCCUCUCUGGUCCACAUUAUCAUCGCAGUGAAGUGGAGGAAUUUAAUCGAAUCAUAGACAAACAAUUGAGAAAAGAGGGGAGAGCAUCCAGUUGGUAGUGCUGCUGCAUACGUCACAAUGUGUGCUUUAAAUAUUUAUAUUGAUCUUUCUAUAUUAUUUUUUCUCUGUUCAGAUGGGCUUUAUUGACAUGAAUGUUUCAAAAACCUUUGUUCCCAUAAUAAAAUUAAUAGUAUGCGAUAAGAUAUGAACAUUACUUGGUAUGAAGAUUGAAAUAAUUUUGUAUAUAAUGUGUGCUCUGUGGUGACUAAGAUCUUUAAUAUUUAAAUAAAAAAUUUAGAGAGUUAAAAAUGUUCAACUAAAUGUUCCUGGUUUCAUUAAUUUCUUUAUCUUUCUCUCUAGGAGUCAGUGAAGAUGUCCAUGCAGUUCUUCCUAUGUUGUUCAUGUCAUGAACAAAUUUGUUUUUGUGUAUGUUCAAAUUCACAAAUUCAAGUUCUGUUGCAAUAUA